Molecule: messenger RNA, 1741 nt
Organism: Bombyx mandarina (wild silkworm)
Lineage: Eukaryota; Metazoa; Arthropoda; Insecta; Lepidoptera; Bombycidae
Source: RefSeq, a predicted model, not a curated record
CAUAACGUCCCGACCACCGGCAAACAAAGACGCGAGCGGAACCUCUUCCGCUAAGAGCCCACGAACUCAACAAGUGACAAUCAAAAGAUACGAGAUGAGGUCGUUGUUCUAUUUGGCGGCGUUAUGCUGUCUCGUUUUGUCGGCCUACGGGAAUCCUAUCUCGCGGCCUGAAGAGGAUAAGGAAGUGGGAAGGCAGGCCGUCGCUCCAGCCGCUGUAGCGCCAGCCGCGUCCGCUGAUGACGACGACGACGACGACGACGAUGAUGACGAUGACGAUGAUGAUGAUGUUGGUCUUGAUUUGCCAGUAGAUGACGACGAUGAAGACGAUGAUGAAGACGACGAAGAAGAAGCUGAUGAUGAUGAAGACGAUGACUACCUGGAAAGGAUUUUCGAUGAAAUUUUAGGGGGAGACGAAGAUGAUGAUGACGAACCAGCUGUAGCAGCUGUACAGCCUGUAGCAGCCCCAGUGGAUACUGCAGCAGCAGCACCCGUAGCUGCUGUUGCUGAAGAAGCUGCCGCUGCUGCUGAAGACGUCGAAGCAUCAGAAACCGAAACCGUCGCUGAAGGCGAAGAAAACGAGGUGCAAAAGGAUCCCAUUAGUGCUGAGACAGAAGCCGUUGCAGCUAGUUCAGAAGCUGCCGCUGCCACCGAAGCCGAAGACGACGACGACGACGAAGAUGACAUCGACGACGCUCUCGAACCAGAAGAUGAUGAUGAGGAAGACGAGGAAGAAGAUGACGACGAAGAAGACGAUGUCACUGACGCUUUCGGCAGAAAUGUCUCGGCUAAGCACUCACGCGCCUUGAGUGAUGAACCGAACAAGAAGCCUGCUCCUGAGGCUGCGGCGCACAACGAUAUUUUCAAAAGAUAUAACAGAUUCGUAGAUAAUAUCCUGCAGAAGAUGAACGACAUUUUAAGGAAGUCCUACGACCCAGUGAACGUAAAGCUACAGCCUAUAGACGCAAGUAAAAAGAGUAAUAAACCCAAAAAGAACAAACCAAAAUCAAAUAAAAGGAAAACAAACAAAAAGAACACAUCUCGACGAAAUUCGACUAAGAAAAAUAAAGUUAAGUCAACGGAAAUCCCUGAAACUAGAAAAGAAGAAAUUGUAGAAAAUAGCGAUGUUAAGCCUAUCGAAAAUGUCAUUGAGGAAGUGACCAAUGCUACAUCUGAAUCUAGAGCUAUUAAAGAUACAAAGGCUAAGCCGACAACUAUUAAAGCUAAACCGCCAACGAAAGCCACUAAACCAAAACCCAAGCCCCCAACAAAGACAACAACAAAGAAACCAGUCACAACAAAGAACAAGACAAAGACGAGUGAAAAAAGCAGACCGAGAGCCAAAGGGACUCUAUACGGAUUAUCUUCUUUGAGGAGAAAGGGAGACGUUUCCGUCAAAAUCGAGGCAGAUCACACGACUGUUAAAAGUAAUUUCGCAGUUGGACCUCUUGUUUUAAGAGUCGAGAAAGAGGUCGGACGUGGAGCUAAGAAAGAGUUGAAAUCUGCCACCGCCACCACGGAGGAGAUGAUCGGGAAAUUGAGUUUCAGAGUUAGUAGUCAGGGUGUCGCCACACUGCAUUCGAUCAAGGUUCUUCAGCCGAAACAGGUACGAGUCGUCAGUAACCACGAGCGCACCCGUGAGUUAGUAUGGCAACGAAGCUCAAGAAUAGCUCACGUCGUCUCUGAAAAGUUGUUGUCCGCAUCUAGACCUAUGUUCAACCAACAUACUGUAGUAAAACAGUAA